Nicotiana attenuata is the source of this 3801-nucleotide messenger RNA. Its product is annotated as calcium-transporting ATPase 4, plasma membrane-type-like. The coding region runs from base 130 to 3267 and encodes 1045 amino acids. The record is from RefSeq and is a predicted model, not a curated record. The transcript has 7 exons. Gene Ontology annotation, biological process: calcium ion transmembrane transport. Gene Ontology annotation, cellular component: intracellular membrane-bounded organelle; membrane. NCBI's taxonomy places the organism in Eukaryota, Viridiplantae, Streptophyta, Magnoliopsida, Solanales, Solanaceae. Gene Ontology annotation, molecular function: P-type calcium transporter activity; ATP binding; calmodulin binding.
AUAUUUUCCUUUUUCCUGCUUCUUCUUAUAAAAUUUCCGGCUUAACAUUUUUCUCUUACUGAUAUAUAUAUAUUAGCCUAUUUACGUAUUCAUUUGAUCUACGAAUCUACGGUUUUAUAAACAUUCGCGAUGUCGCUGUUGGAGCCGGAGGCGUUUGAUUUGCCGGCGAAAUAUCCGUCGGAAGCAGCUCAGAGGAGAUGGAGAGAUGCUGUUUCUCUCGUUAAGAAUCGCCGGCGUCGGUUCCGAUAUGCUCCGAAUCUCGAAAAACGUGAAGAAGCUAAAGAGCUCAUGGAAAAAACCAGAGAAAAGAUUCGAGUUGGUUUCAUGGCUUAUAUGGCAGCACUCAAGUUCAUUGAUGCUGGUGAUCAUGGUAGGCCUUCUGACCUGGUCAGAGAAGAUAUAGGGGCUGAACUGGCAAAAGACUUGCCAGAAGAAGCUCGAGCUGCUGGCUUUGGAAUUAACCCUGAUAAACUUGCAUCUAUAGUUGGUUCCUAUGAUAUAAAAACCUUAAAGAAACUUGGAGGUGUUGAAGGGCUUGCAGGUAAAUUGAAAGUCUCAUCAAACGAAGGAGUCAAAUCUAGUGAUGUGGCUGUGAGACAAAAUAUAUAUGGAUCAAACAAAUUCACCGAGAAACCUUUUAGAAGUUUUUGGACAUUCGUGUGGGAGGCUCUGCAUGAUUUAACUCUCGUCAUCCUGAUAGUUUGUGCUGUUGUUUCCAUUGGUGUCGGACUUGCUACUGAAGGGUGGCCAAAAGGAACGUAUGAUGGUUUAGGAAUUCUACUCAGCAUAUUCUUGGUAGUCUUUGUUACUGCGGUUAGUGACUAUAGGCAGUCGUUGCAGUUCAGGGAUUUGGAUAAGGAGAAGAAAAAGAUAUCCAUCCAGGUCACAAGAGAUGGAUCAAGGCAGAAGGUUUCCAUUUAUGACUUGGUGGUUGGUGAUGUAGUUCACUUAUCUAUUGGAGAUCUUGUUCCGGCUGAUGGAAUAUUCAUAUCAGGAUAUAGCUUGCUAAUUGAUCAAUCGAGCUUGUCUGGUGAGAGUGUGCCAGUAAGCAUAUAUGAAAAAAGACCUUUUCUUCUAUCAGGAACCAAAGUACAAGAUGGUUCAGCUAAGAUGCUAGUGACCACUGUUGGUAUGAGAACUGAAUGGGGUAAGCUUAUGGAAACUCUUAGCGAAGGAGGAGAAGAUGAGACUCCUCUACAAGUUAAGCUGAAUGGUGUUGCCACUAUUAUUGGAAAGAUAGGGCUGGGAUUUGCUGUGGUGACCUUUCUUGUGUUAAUAGUCAGAUUUAUGGUGGAUAAAGCUACUCACCAUCAAUUCACCAUAUGGUCUUCCAGUGAUGCAUUAACUCUUCUAAAUUACUUUGCCACCGCUGUAACUAUAAUCGUUGUUGCAGUUCCUGAAGGACUACCUCUGGCUGUCACACUGAGCCUUGCAUUUGCAAUGAAAAAGUUAAUGGAUAAUAAAGCAUUAGUGAGGCAUCUUUCUGCUUGUGAGACAAUGGGUUCAGCAUCUUGCAUCUGCACGGAUAAGACAGGAACACUAACAACAAACCAUAUGGUAGUAAAUAAAAUAUGGAUUUGUGGAAAGGCUAAAAAGGUAGAAAAUGGUGCAGGUGGAGAUGCAAUAACGGAUAUAUCAGAAAGUGCACUGGAGUUUCUUUUGCAGGCAAUAUUUCAUAAUACAGGAGCUGAGGUGGUUAAAGACAAGGAUGGAAAGAAAUCUGUUCUGGGUACACCCACAGAAUCUGCAAUAUUAGAAUACGGAUUACUUCUUGGUGAUAUUGAUGAUAGAAAAAAGGAUUGUAAUAUGCUGAAGGUUGAACCAUUCAAUUCAGCAAAGAAAAGAAUGUCAGUGCUUGUUGCUCUUCCUGAUGGCAAUACCCGUGCUUUCUGCAAGGGUGCAUCUGAGAUAGUUUUGAAAAUGUGUGACAGGUUUAUUGAUUCUAAUGGUGAAAUUGUUGAUAUGUCAGAAGAACAUGUUACAAACAUCAUGGGUGUCAUUAAGGAGUUUGCUGAUGAAGCCUUGCGUACUCUUUGCUUGGCUUUCAAGGAUAUCGAAGAUGGUUAUCAAGAAAAUAAUAUCCCCGAUAGUGGCUACAUAUUGGUAGCAGUAGUUGGAAUCAAAGAUCCAGUUCGCCCUGGGGUUAAAGAGGCAGUUAAAACUUGUUUAGCUGCUGGAAUUACUGUAAGGAUGGUCACAGGGGACAAUAUUAAUACGGCCAUAGCUAUUGCUAAAGAAUGUGGUAUACUAACUGCUGAUGGUUUGGCCAUUGAAGGCCCAGAAUUUCGCAACAAAAGUCCUGAUGAAAUGAGGCAAAUACUUCCUAGAAUUCAGGUUAUGGCUCGAUCAUCCCCUACAGACAAGCAUGUGCUGGUAAAGAAUUUAAGAGGCAUGUUUAGAGAAGUUGUCGCCGUUACUGGUGAUGGCACAAAUGAUGCCCCUGCUCUGCAUGAGUCAGAUAUUGGACUGGCCAUGGGUAUAGCAGGAACAGAGGUUGCAAAAGAAAGUGCCGAUAUUAUAGUGCUUGAUGACAACUUCAGGACAAUUGUGAAUGUGGCUAAAUGGGGCCGUUCUGUAUAUAUAAACAUUCAAAAAUUCGUGCAAUUCCAGUUGACUGUCAAUGUUGUGGCUCUGAUGAUCAAUUUUAUUUCUGCAUGCGCCUCAGGAUCUGCUCCUCUCACUGCUGUUCAGCUGCUUUGGGUCAACCUUAUCAUGGAUACUCUAGGUGCAUUGGCACUGGCCACUGAACCACCCCAUGAUGGACUAAUGAGUCGGCCUCCUGUUGGAAGGGAUGUGAGUUUCAUUACAAAGACAAUGUGGAGAAACAUAAUAGGACACAGUAUCUACCAGCUGGCUAUACUCUUAGCCUUCAACUUUGCCGGAAAGCAGAUUUUGAGACUUGAAGGUUCAGAUGCUACAAAAAUCCAGAAUACCUUCAUUUUUAACACCUUUGUGUUUUGUCAGGUGUUCAACGAAAUAAACAGUCGUGAUAUGGAGAAGAUAAACAUUUUCCGUGGCAUUUUUAGCAGCUGGAUUUUCUUAGGAGUCAUGUUUGCGACAGUUGUUUUCCAAGUUAUCAUCGUCGAGUUCUUAGGCACUUUUGCCAGCACUACACCACUUAACUGGCAACUAUGGCUGAUCAGUGUCUUGAUUGGUGCUGCAAGCUUGAUUGUUGCUGUUAUUUUGAAGUUGAUCCCUGUCGAAAAGGAGACUUCUAAGCACCAUGACGGCUAUGAUCUGCUACCAAGUGGUCCAGAACUUGCCUAGGAGUGUGGUAAUCAGAUUCUUAAGAGAUAUAUGGUUUGCUUGGUCGAACUUCGGAUGCUACUAGACCUGUUUGAGCCUUUGAGGUGAGAACGAAAACAAAACAAAUGGAAAGAAAUACAAAAUAAAGACUUAAAAAACAGCUAAAUUUACCAUCUAACCUCCAAGUUCCACUUGAAAGUUCUUGGUCGAUUCUCGUCUCUUUUUGUGCACAGGUGCUUGAGAAGUUGGGAAUUCAUUAUUUGUUUGAUGGAAAAGCUACUUUUCUUUCUUUUUGGUUUGUGAAGAAAAUAUUCAUGAGAAGACCAGAUUUUGAAACUUUGCACUCUCGUUGGUUACGUAAUGCUCUGGAAGUGUUUAUAGGUUGAAACAAUUGAAAUGAGAGGAGUAAUUUCCUGCUUGAUCCACUGUUAUGUUUUGACAAAUUCUCACUCGGAUUUAACAUUUCUUUGCCUUCUCGUCUAUUUGUUCAUCCCCAAGCUUUCUCCAAUACAUUACUUUGUUAUUCCUCUUGAGAUUCAUUUAUUUUUUUAAUGC